Messenger RNA from Alnus glutinosa, 1270 nucleotides. Its product is annotated as 14-3-3-like protein GF14 iota. The transcript has 7 exons. Gene Ontology annotation, cellular component: cytoplasm. Bases 99 to 878 code for a protein of 259 amino acids. Gene Ontology annotation, biological process: signal transduction. Lineage: Eukaryota; Viridiplantae; Streptophyta; Magnoliopsida; Fagales; Betulaceae. The record is from RefSeq and is a predicted model, not a curated record.
CCCUCCCAUUUUAGCUUCUCAUUUUGUGUUUUUUUUUCUCUCUCUAUCUCUCAUUUCGUUUGUUUGUGCUUGAUUUUGGUUGAUCUCUCUCUGAGAAAAUGUCGACGGAGAAGGAGAGAGAGACCCAGGUUUACAUGGCCAAGCUUGCCGAACAGGCCGAGCGUUAUGAAGAAAUGGUUGAGUGUAUGAAAAAUGUUGCAAGACUUGAUCUUGAGCUGACUGUGGAGGAGAGGAAUCUUCUCUCUGUGGGAUACAAAAAUGUCAUUGGUGCUCGGCGAGCUUCUUGGCGCAUUAUGUCAUCCAUUGAGCAGAAGGAGGAGUCUAAGGGAAAUGACCACAACGUUAAACUUAUUAAGGGUUACCGCCAGAGGGUUGAGGAGGAGCUUUGCAAGAUUUGCUACGACAUUCUUGGUAUCAUUGACAAGCACCUGAUCCCUUCUUCCACUUCAGGAGAAGCUACGGUUUUUUACUACAAAAUGAAAGGAGACUAUUAUCGGUAUCUUGCUGAGUUCAAGACUGACCAGGAAAGGAAAGAGGCAGCUGAGGAGUCAUUGAAGGGAUACGAGGCUGCUUCAGCCACCGCAAACACAGAUCUUCCAUCAACCCACCCAAUCCGUCUUGGCCUUGCACUCAAUUUCUCUGUCUUCUAUUAUGAGAUAAUGAAUUCUCCUGAGAGGGCCUGCCAUUUGGCUAAACAAGCUUUUGAUGAGGCAAUUGCAGAGCUGGACACCUUGAGUGAGGAGUCAUACAAGGACAGCACCCUGAUCAUGCAGUUGUUGAGAGACAACCUCACUCUCUGGACCUCCGAUUUGCCUGAAGAUGGAGGUGAAGACAACCUCAAAGGUGAAGAGUCCAAACCAGCUGAAGCUGAGCAUUGACGGGAGUACCAGAGAGUGGCCUGCGCAUAACAGUUUUAGGUGUCUGUCAGACUACUUCGUGAAUUCAGCUUUUCUCAUAAGGGGAUUGGAGUAAACAAUUUGGACAUAUCAUAAUUUUAUUGAUCUUUGUGGAUCCAACCAAAGCCAGAAGGAUCAAUCAGUUGUCUGCCUUUUCCUUUUUUUCUUGGAUUUAUUUGAUUUUUUCUUUUCUUUUUUACUUUUCCUCCAUGUUAUUUCAUUGCGACUUGUUUAUUUAAGCAAUGGAUAUUUUUACAUUUUUCUUAAACCAUCUUGGGCUUUUUAUCUUGUAAUUUUGGAUUAGACUUCGUAGAUUGGAAGCUAUUGGACCGGAUGCCUACAAAUGAUUGCCACUUAACAUGUGGUUUUCUUUC